AUGCGUCGAACCCUGCAAACAACCCUCAUAAGUCUGAAAUGGUUGGUGGAAAGUGGUGUGCCGGUUGCCGUAGAUCCCAUGUGGCAAGAAAACUCCAAUGAGAAAUGCGACACGGGACUUCCAAUCUACAAAACAGCCUCUCUCUUUCCCAGUCUAGACUUUUCAUGCGUCGACCCAGCAUAUUCGGAUAAAUCCGUCGGAUCACCCUACGCAUUCAGUGCGCUUGCGAAUAAAGCUCGUGGGGAGGCUUGUUUGAAAGCACUUUAUGAACGGCCCGAAAAAGUCAUUAUCGUAGUGAGCCAUGCCGGGUUUUUAAGAACGGCGAUAACGAAGAGGAAAUUUGGGAAUGCAGAUUAUAGAAUCUUUACGUUUGGGAGAGGGAAGAGGGGGUAUUUGGAACUUUUCGAGGAUGAAGCUACAGAGGGGAAAGGUGGGCGGGGGAGGAGUCGGAGAGGGAUCUGGAAGGUUAAAGAGGGCGAUUUUCCGUUGGAAAGUAUUGGAGAGGAGUCUGAUGGUGAGUGGUUUGGAGUGAGUUGA
This is a messenger RNA of Ramularia collo-cygni, 537 nucleotides long. RefSeq lists its product as uncharacterized. NCBI's taxonomy places the organism in Eukaryota, Fungi, Ascomycota, Dothideomycetes, Mycosphaerellales, Mycosphaerellaceae. The coding region runs from base 1 to 537 and encodes 178 amino acids. The record is from RefSeq and is a predicted model, not a curated record. The transcript is spliced from 2 exons.